ACCUGGGAGCGGAUGUGGCGGCAUGUGGGCAGGAUCCACCCCGAGGGGGAGCGGGUGGCGCAGAGGAUCCGGGGCGCCGCUGACUUGCCCAAGAUUCCCAUACCAAGUGUGCCUGCGUUCCAGCCGUCCACCCCAAUCCCUGAGCGCCUGGAAGCCGUACAGCGCUACAUCAGGGAGCUUCAGUACAAUCACACUGGGACACAAUUCUUUGAGAUUAAAAAGAGCAGACCUCUGACUGGGCUGAUGGACCUGGCCAAAGAAAUGACCAAAGAGGCCCUGCCGAUAAAAUGCCUGGAAGCUGUGAUCCUGGGAAUUUACCUCACCAACAACAUGACCACGCUGGACCGUUUCCCCAUCAGCUUCAAAACCCACUUCUCAGGGAACUACUUCCGACACAUAGUGCUGGGGGUGAACUUUGGAGGCCGCUAUGGGGCACUGGGCAUCAGCCGCCGUGAGGAGCUCAUGUACAAAGCACCCGUCUUCCGCACACUGAGCGAACUCAUCUUUGACUUCGAGGAGGCCUAUCGCCGCUGCUGGCACACUCUGAAAAAGGUGAAGCUGGGCCACUGUGUGUCCCAUGACCCACACAGCGUGGAGCAGAUCGAGUGGAAGCACUCCAUCCUGGAUCUAGACAAGCUAACCCGGGAAGAUUUCCGCAAAGAGCUUGAGAGACAUGCCCGUGAUAUGAGGCUGAAGAUUGGCAAAGGAACUGGGCCACCGUCUCCCACCAAGGACAGAAAGAAAGAUGUUUCCUCCCCACAAAGAGGUCAGGCCAGCCCCCAUCGGCGCAACAGCCGCGGGGACCGACGGCCAUCUGGUGAGAAGAAGCCUGCUGAUUCCAAAGCCAUGCCAGACCUCAAUGGGUACCAGAUCCGGGUGUGAACAGAGCUGUGCCUUGUGUGCCUGGCUCCACAGACUUGCUGGCCACAGCUGGGAACUGGAUCCGCCUGCAGUGAUUCUGACACAGGGGACAGGGGAGCGGGAGUGGAACAGAGUUCUGGUCUUCCCAGGUACUUCCUAAUGGGCCAGUCCCAGAGCUGGAUCCCAUGGGUCCCAGAGGAUUCACCUGCCUGUUUCUGGGAGAGGUGUCCAUCUUAAUUCACUGAAACAAGUAUUUUUAAAAAAUAAAAAGAUUGUACAUUGGUGGGAGUUUGCUGCAGAAAGAAUAUGAAGUGAGGUCAGCAGACUUGCUAUCCUUUUUUUGGCACUGACAGCAAGUAAAUGAAGCAUCUUGUCAACAGUACUUCUUCCCUGUCUGCACAGAAGUCUUCAACCCAUGCAAGGCCUGCAGGGCUGAGGGAGAAGUGAUGCUG
Mesitornis unicolor (brown roatelo) is the source of this 1313-nucleotide messenger RNA. RefSeq names its product vasohibin 1 (gene VASH1). The record is from RefSeq and is a predicted model, not a curated record. Gene Ontology annotation, biological process: regulation of angiogenesis. Gene Ontology annotation, cellular component: cytoplasm. The coding region runs from base 13 to 882 and encodes 289 amino acids. Lineage: Eukaryota; Metazoa; Chordata; Aves; Mesitornithiformes; Mesitornithidae. The transcript is spliced from 7 exons.